Molecule: messenger RNA, 25657 nt
Organism: Coregonus sp. 'balchen'
Lineage: Eukaryota; Metazoa; Chordata; Actinopteri; Salmoniformes; Salmonidae
Source: the annotation of a GenBank genome assembly
GGCAGUAAGUACCACUGGCAGAGUCAGAAUGUCAAGCAGAGCGGUGUGGACGACAUGGUGCUGCUGUCCAAGAUCAGCGAAGAUGCCAUUGUGGAAAAUUUGAAGAAGAGAUUCAUGGAUGACUUCAUCUUUGUAUCCUAUUUGAUUGUUUGUUAGAGAGUUCCUUUAUCAAGUCUCACAAAAACAAUUUUUCCUGUGAAGAGUUGGGUAUUCUAAUGUCUCUGUUCUUGAUUCUUUAAAUGUCUCUUCAGUGAAAGUUAAAAAUAGGCGGGGAAGUACACUGUGAAGACACACACUCUCUCAGACUGAUAUACAGUGGGGAAAAAAAGUAUUUAGUCAGCCACCAAUUGUGCAAGUUCUCCCACUUAAAAAGAUGAGAGAGGCCUGUAAUUUUCAUCAUAGGUACACGUCAACUAUGACAGACAACAUGAGAAAAAAAUCCAGAAAAUCACAUUGUAGGAUUUUUAAUGAAUUUAUUUGCAAAUUAUGGUGGAAAAUAAGUAUUUGGUCAAUAACAAAAGUUUCUCAAUACUUUGUUAUAUACCCUUUGUUGGCAAUGACACAGGUCAAAUGUUUUCUGUAAGUCUUCACAAGGUUUUCACACACUGUUGCUGGUAUUUUGGCCCAUUCCUCCAUGCAGAUCUCCUCUAGAGCAGUGAUGUUUUGGGGCUGUCGCUGGGCAACACAGACAUUCAACUCCCUCCAAAGAUUUUCUAUGGGGUUGAGAUCUGGAGACUGGCUAGGCCACUCCAGGACCUUGAAAUGCUUCUUACGAAGCCACUCCUUCGUUGCCCGGGCGGUGUGUUUGGGAUCAUUGUCAUGCUGAAAGACCCAGCCACGUUUCAUCUUCAAUGCCCUUGCUGAUGGAAGGAGGUUUUCACUCAAAAUCUCACGAUACAUGGCCCCAUUCAUUCUUUCCUUUACACGGAUCAGUCGUCCUGGUCCCUUUGCAGAAAAACAGCCCCAAAGCAUGAUGUUUCCACCCCCAUGCUUCACAGUAGGUAUGGUGUUCUUUGGAUGCAACUCAGCAUUCUUUGUCCUCCAAACACGACGAGUUGAGUUUUUACCCAAAAGUUCUAUUUUGGUUUCAUCUGACCAUAUGACAUUCUCCCAAUCCUCUUCUGGAUCAUCCAAAUGCACUCUAGCAAACUUCAGACGGGCCUGGACAUGUACUGGCUUAAGCAGGGGGACACGUCUGGCACUGCAGGAUUUGAGUCCCUGGCGGCGUAGUGUGUUACUGAUGGUAGGCUUUGUUACUUUGGUCCCAGCUCUCUGCAGGUCAUUCACUAGGUCCCCCCAUGUGGUUCUGGGAUUUUUGCUCACCGUUCUUGUGAUCAUUUUGACCCCACGGGGUGAGAUCUUGCGUGGAGCCCCAGAUCGAGGGAGAUUAUCAGUGGUCUUGUAUGUCUUCCAUUUCCUAAUAAUUGUUCCCACAGUUGAUUUCUUCAAACCAAGCUGCUUACCUAUUGCAGAUUCAGUCUUCCCAGCCUGGUGCAGGUCUACAAAUUUUUUUUCUGGUGUCCUUUGACAGCUCUUUGGUCUUGGCCAUAGUGGAGUUUGGAGUGUGACUGUUUGAGGUUGUGGACAGGUGUCUUUUAUACUGAUAACAAGUUCAAACAGGUGCCAUUAAUACAGGUAACGAGUGGAGGACAGAGGAGCCUCUUAAAGAAGAAGUUACAGGUCUGUGAGAGCCAGAAAUAUUGCUUGUUUGUAGGUGACCAAAUACUCAUUUUCCACCAUAAUUUGAAAAUAAAUUCAUAAAAAAUCCUACAAUGUGAUUUUCUGGAAUUGUUUUAAUCAAUUUGUCUGUCAUAGUUGACGUGUACCUAUGAUGAAAAUUACAGGCCUCUCUCAUCUUUUUAAGUGGGAGAACUUGCACAAUUGGUGGCUGACUAAAUACUUUUUUUCCCCACUGUAUAUAUAUAUAGGCACACACUUACAUGCACACACACUCACACACAAACAUGUACACCUGCACACAAACAAAACAUCUUAUAAAGGACUUUAUACCAUGUAGAGAGAUUUCAGAUUAAAGAUCACUGAGGUCAUAUCACUGGCCCAUAGCAUUGGUCCUUCCAUUCUGUAUCAUAGGUGACAAUAGAUGAUGCUCCUAUUGACACGUUAGCAACAACACAAUAACAAACAUACCAUCCUUGCCUCAGUCAUCCCCCUACCACACAUCUUCACACAUGUAUGUAUGCAAUAACAGGACUACACUGUUCCUCUUUUGAAUUCACAGCAUGACUCAACAGCAAACUUCCCUAUUUUUGGUACACUGCACAUUUGGCACUUACGUCAUACUUUGUGUGAAAAAAUAUUUAUAUUUAUAUUUUUGAAAGGUUGACAUCAUCAUCAACAAUUUCAAUGUGAUUGUUUCAAUAUUACAUGAUUUCACCAGAAACACCCUCCCUAUUCCGUAACAGUCAUGUGCAGACCUAUAUUGGCUCUGUGUUGAUAUCAGUGAACCCAUUCAAACAGAUGCCCUAUUUCACUGACCGGGAAAUUGAACUCUACCAAGGGGCUGUGAGUAAACCAUCCUAUUGUUCAAUGAUUACUUUGGCAUUUAUAUGCCCAUUAAUUUCCUUGUUUACCUUAGUAAAUGAAAUGUGUGCACAACAUUUGAGAGAAAUAAGCUUUUUGUGCGUAUGGAAAAUUUUGGGAAUGUUUUAUUUCAGCUCAUGAAACAUGGGAGCAACACUUUACAUGUUGCGUUUAUAUUGUUCAGUAUAGAUUCAUCUCUCUCUCUCUCUCUCUCUCUCUCUCUCUCUCUCUCUCUCUCUCUCUCUCUCUCUCUCUCUCUCUCUCUCUCUCUCUCUCUCUCUCUCUCUCUCUCUCUCUCUCUCUCUCUCUCUCUCUCUCUCUCUCUCUCUCUCUCUCUCUCUCUCUCUCUCUCUCUCUCUCUCUCUCUCUCUCUCUCUCUCUCUCUCUCUCUCUCUCUCUCUCUCUCUCUCUCUCAAGGCCCAAUAUGAAAACCCUCCCCACAUCUACGCCCUGACUGAUAACAUGUACAGGAACAUGAUGAUCGAUCAGGAGAACCAGUGUGUUAUUAUCAGGUGUGUCAUUAUAACAGUCUCACAUUUUAUUAAUAAAGUCUGCUUUCUCUUUCUUCUGGCAGGCAGGAUGUAGGCCUAGUGCUUCUCUGUGCCUCCGUCUUACACACCUUAGGCCAGUGUUUCCCAACCCUGGUUCUCGAGUACCCCCAACAGUACACAGUUUUGUUGUAGCCCUGGACAAACACACCUCAUUCAACUCAUUGAGGGCUUGAUGAUUAAUUGACAAGUUGAAUCAGGUGUGCUUGUCCAUGGUUACAAUAAAAAUGUUGGGGGUACUCGAGGAUCAGGGUUGGGAAACAUUGCCUUAGGCCUUCUCAUGUGUGUCAUUCCACCCAAGCUCACCGAGGCCAACUUUCACUGUUUUUCUCAAAACUACCGAAGAACCAAAGAACCAAAGAAUCAGUGUUUAAUUUCCUUUAUACCGGAAAUAAACUAUGAAUUUCAUGUGUAGCCAUAGUUCACCUUUCCAGAAAGCUUCACACAAAGUGAUUGACAUUGCCCCUAAUAUGUCUGUGUGUUAUGUGUGUGUUGUGCCAGCGGGGAGAGUGGAGCUGGGAAGACUGUGGCUGCAAAGUACAUUAUGGGUUACAUCUCCAAAGUAUCAGGAGGAGGUGAUAAAGUGCAGGUAUUACAAUAUUACCAUUUCCAUUACCAUUAAAAAAACAACUAUUAGCAUUGCCAUUACUAAUGACUGUGAAGGAGACUCUGAACUGCUGUGUCGUGAUGUUUCUCCCUAUGUGUCUUUCAGCAUGUGAAGGACAUCAUCCUCCAGUCUAAUCCUCUGCUGGAGGCCUUCGGCAACGCCAAGACUGUCCGCAACAACAACUCCAGCCGCUUUGUGAGUGACACGUACAGCAAUCAACCUUCCUUUUCCCCUUAUUUCUCUUUCUAUCCUCCUCAUCUUGUUCCUCCUCCUCUUCUCUAGACACUGUAUGUGGCCUAUCAAAGUAAGACUGAUACUGUAAACUGUUCAUUUCUGCAACUAUUUGUUUGGAACUCUAACGGGUCUGUUAGUCACGUGCUAUCUAUUCUUAUAGCCAAUACACUGUGCACAGAGGUUGUUGUUUUUCCUGUGCUCUACCAGAGAUGAUCUGCAUUCUGCAGACUAUAUACCCACAGCAGCAGUAUGCAACAGUCACCUUUCACCCUCGCCCCUUUCCCUAUUGCUGAGACCCUGAGACGUUAUCGUCAGUUCCUAGCCACAUCCACAUGCAACAGUACAGCCUUUGUAACUGAGUGCCUGUCACCUCUGGUGUUUCCUGCCUCUGAGGUGCUCUGCUGUAUGUACUGCAGGCCUCUAUUAUGGAAGAGCAACACAAUGAGAUCAAAGAGCUGUGUAGUAAAGUAAUGUAACCAACAAUUUACCCAUCAGUGGUUGCUUAAAAGGAGAAUCCACUCAAAAAAACAUAUUUUGGUAUUGUUUUCAUUCGUCUACUGUUGAUACAGUCCCAAAUGUUUAGCAUGUCAGCAGUCAAGUUCUUAAGAUAUUGGACUUUCAAGAAGCAAAGUGUCACCAGCCACAUAAUCAUGAUGAUGCAAAAUGCAGUGGACUAAUGAAAAAAAUACUAAAAGAUAGUUUUUGAGUGGAUUUUCCCUUUAAAGGCUAAAUAUCCUUCCUACACGUUUAUGUUAUUUACAUACAAAUAUAUUUUUAGGGAGUUUACCACAACUUUGAGGAGCUUGUGUCACUGCUCUGGUGCUCUCAUUUCACCAGUCCAUACUAGGGCUAUAUCCCCACUCCAAACCAGAACCCUCAAGUCAUAAUUUGAGUGAUAUGUUUUUGUGUGUGUGUUCUGAUCUAACAGGGUAAGUACUUUGAGAUCCAGUUUAGCAGAGGAGGAGAGCCGGACGGUGGUAAAAUCUCCAACUUCCUCCUUGAGAAGUCGAGGGUGGUGAGCCAGAAUGAGAACGAGAGGAACUUCCACGUCUACUACCAGGUCAGUCAGGCCCUGAGCUAGGCCAGCAGUGACACAGCUACCCACAAUGACUCUCUCACUACCUACCCAUCACCUCCUACUGGCCUUUCAUACAACUGGGUGAGAAGGUGAAUGACCUUCUCACCCUUGAGCACAUUAACGGUUCUGUAGUAUUUCAUAACUGGGUGUGAAUUGUUGACGUGUAAUUAAUGUGCUGUAACUUUCAGUUGUAUUUAUCUGAACUGUUGUAUUUAGCUAAUAGAGGGAGCCAACCUCCAGCAGAAAGAAGGCCUGGGCAUCAUGACUCCAGAAUACUACUACUACCUGAACCAGUCAGGGACAUACAAAGUGGACGGAACCAAUGACAGCAAGGACUUUCAGGAGACAAUGGUACUUUACUCCAUUAGGGCUUAAAACAUAGAAUACACAUUUUUCACAGAAGCACUGGGAGCAAAUUGACACUUCCGGUUUAUAUUUGUAAUACAGGCUUAUAAUUUGCAAAAUAUACUGUUCUAUUGCGUAUUCUUCCAUCAUAUUCCCUCAGUCCCAGUUCUAGAUGUUGUUGUGUGUUGUUAGGACCAGGAGUAAUGCCUCUCUGUUGUAUUUUGUCCACAGGAAGCCAUGCAUGUGAUUGGGAUCCCAGAGGCCCACCAGGCUCAGGCGCUGCAGAUCAUAGCAGGAAUCCUGCACCUUGGAAACAUCAGCUUCAUAGAGGCAGGCAACUAUGGCCAGGUGGAGAGCACUGACUGUGAGUGGGAGACAUGGGAGCGCAAACAUGCAUAAUACAUUCAUAAAUGCAACACCCAGUGAAGAUGGAAAAAAUUGGGGAUUUGUCCUGUUUGUAUUUUCUCCCUUCCAGUGCUUGCCUUCCCUGCCUAUCUGCUGGGCGUUGACCCAACGCGUCUGCAAGACAAACUGACCAGCAGAAAGAUGGACUCGAAGUGGGGUGGAAAGUCUGAAUCCAUCGAUGUGACGCUCAACCAGGAACAAUCCACCUACACCCGCGACGCCCUGGCUAAGGCCCUCUACACACGACUCUUUGACUACCUGGUGGAGGUUAGGGACAUCUACUAUAAACUGCAAUGAUACACACACAGACAUAAAUACAGUAAUGACAUGUCCGUUUCAUACUAAUUAAUUAUCCUCAUACCAGGCCAUAAACAAAGCCAUACAGAAACCUCAUGAAGAAUACAGCAUCGGAGUUCUUGACAUAUAUGGCUUUGAGAUAUUCCAGGUAAAUCGUAUAUUAAAUACAUAGAAAUGUACAUCUCUGAUUGGAUAACGAAACAAGACAUAGCUAUGAUGAUAAUAUGUUGUAACAUUCUCUUUAACCUGGAUGUGUGCUUUCUGACAGAGGAAUGGGUUUGAGCAGUUCUGCAUCAACUUUGUCAACGAGAAGCUACAGCAGAUAUUUAUUGAGCUGACACUGAAGGCUGAACAGGUACAAACGACUCUCAAACAUCAACACUUUACAUUUCUUUAAGAGGUGUCUUGGAUGUUGUUUAAUAGUUAUAUUGGCAUUGUCUAUCUCUCUAUGUUUCUCCCAGGAAGAGUAUGUUCAGGAAGGAAUCAAAUGGACACCAAUUGAGUAUUUCAACAACAAGGUUGUGUGUGACCUCAUCGAGAAUAAGUUGGUAAGCUCAAAAUGACACAAUAUCUCAAUGUAAUUUCCUCAAAUGUAUCUACAGUCACAUCCAAAAAGUAUUGGCACCCUUGAUAAAGAUGAGCAAAAAAGACUAUCAAAUAAAUAAUACAAAUAUUACGUAUAUUGUGAAAAUAUUAUUAUUUUAUACUAAUACAAUUGGUCAGAGAAAUAUAUUGUGUUUAACAAGUAAUACCAUUUUUUUUAAAGAUGGGUGUCAAAAUUAUUGCCACCCCUGUUUUCAAUACUUUGUGCAAACCUACCCUUUACGAGGAUAACGGCACUUAGCUUUUUUCUAUCAUGUUUUAUGAGAUUGAAGAUCACAUCGGGAGGGCUCUUAGACCAUUCCUCCACACAGAAUCUUUCCAGAUCCUUUAUAUCUUUCGGUCUGUGCUUAUGGACUGCCCUCUUCAAUUCAAACCACAGGUUUUCAGUGGGUUUCAAGUCCAUAGACUGAGAUGGCCUUUGCAAAAUGUUGAUUUUGUGUUCAAUUAACAAUUUCUUUGUGGAUUUUGAUGUUGCUUGGGAUCAUUGUCUUGCUGGAAGAUCCAAUUGCGGCCAAGUUUCAGCCUCCUGGCCGAGGCAACCAGGUUUUUGGCUAAAAUGUCCUGGUACUUGGUAGAGUUCAUGAUCUCCAUAACAUCAAAGAUCCACCAGCAUAUUUUACAGUAGGUAUGACAUUCUUUUCUGCAUAUGCAUCCUUCUUUCGAGGCCUAACCCACCACUGGUGUGCGUGCCAAAGAGCUCUAUUUUCGUCUCAUCUGAGCAUAGCACCCGGUUCCAAUCCAAAUGCCAAUGCAAUUUAGCAAACUCAAUCCGUUUACAUUUGUUGGUUGCUCUCAAUAUAGGCUUUUUUAUGGCAUCCCUUCCAAAUAGCCUAUUGGCAUGGAGGUGGCGUCUAAUUGUAGAUUUGGAGACUUGGUGACCCCAAGAUGCGACCAAGUUCUGUAAUUCUACAACUGUGGCCCUCAGACUUUUCUUUGCCUCCGGAACGAUCUUCCUCACUGUGCGUGGGGACAAGAUACACUUGGGUCUUCUACCAGGUAAGUUUACCACUGUUCCAGUGGUUUUAAACUUCUCCAUUGUUGCCCUAAUAGUGUUAAGUGGUGUAUUCGGUUUUCUGUGGGUUUUUUGUACCCAUUGGCUGAUUUAUGAAAGUCAACAGCCAUUUGUCUCUUUUCAUUAGUGAAUUCUUUGCCUUUCCCCAUGGUGAUGGAUGACAAAUGGAUUUUGCAUGCGUGUUACCUCAUUUUUAUACCCCAGGGAAAGCCACAAAAGGCUACAAUACAGUUCCUUAAAGAUGCAGUAUGCAUAAAUCGUUCCUCCAUUUCCUGGUUGCUAAAAUUCUAAUUGUUUGCCUAAUUUCAGUUUGUGACAAUACAAACAAGUAUAGUGUAGAUAAUCAUUGUACCAUCUAAACCGCUGUCAAAUAUCCGUUCCAUAACCAAAAUUAUUUUGUUUUUAGCUGUUUGAAGCUGGUGUACAAAACCAAAAGUAUAAGACGCAUAAACAAAACUUAAGAACGGGAAGCAUAAAAAUAGCGCACAUAGAACAGAUCUACCACUUCCUAGACUUGCUUUUAAUGCGAAUGACAGAUCUAUAACCCAUAUUUAUAUGUUAUUUGGUCAAGUCGCCAAAGAAAUUACAUAUUGCAGCUUUAAAGGGCAACUACACUUCCUGAUUUGACCUCCUGUUUUAAACUUGCUUAAUUAAGAAAUGCUAGCGGCCAUGACUGAAUUCAAACGUGAGUUAGUUUCAGGGUGUGGGUGUCUCUUGUGUGUGUUUGCAGGUGGUAAGAGUUAGCCUAAUUAUUUGCCAAUUAGCUUCAGCCGGCUGGUGUGUGACAGUGGCAAAGUUGGUAUGACUUUGCAUAGCCUAUCUUCGGGGCUAGUAUCUCUGGGGCUAAUUACACAGUGUAAGUCUUGAAUGAAUCGUGAAUAGUGAUGAGUGAGAAAGUUACAGAUGCACAAAUAUCAUACCCCCCCCAAAAAAAUGCUAACCUCCACUGUUAUUGUAAUGGUGAGAGGUUAGCAUGUCUUGGGGGUAUGACAUUUGUGCGUCUGUAACUUUCUCAUUCAUCAUUAUUCACAAUUCAUUCAGGACUAUGUGUAAUCAUGGUAGCAUCCACAUUAAUGUAGAAGUGUUUAGAAACAUAUUUUAUUCUUAUUUAUAAUAAAAGUGACUCCAAAAUGACACAAUACAUUAUUUACCAUUCAUUCAUUUCUAUUGGGCACAAAAUCAUCUGAAACACAACCAAAACAAACAGCAAAUGCAUCCAACAAGUUUGUAGAGUAGGAAUAUGGGACGAAAUACUAAACCUUUGACUACACUACCAGUCAAAAGUUUGGACACACCUAUUCAUUCAAGGGUUUUUCUUUAUUUUUACUAUUUUCUACAUUGUAUAAUAAUAGUGAAGACAUCAAAACUAUGAAUAACACAUAUGGAAUCAUGUAGUAACCCAAAAAGUGUUAAACAAAUCAAAAUAUAUUUUAUAUUUGAGAUUCGUCAAAGUAGCCACCCUUUGCCUUGAUGACAGCUUUGCACACUCUUUGCAUUCUCUCAACCAGCUUCACUUGGAAUGCUUUUCCAACAGUCUUGAAAGAGUUCCCACAUAUGCUGAGCACUUGUUGGCUGCUUUUCCUUCACUUUGCAGUCCAACUCAUCCCAAACCAUCUCAAUUGGGUUGAGGUCGGGUGAUUGUGGAGGCCAGGUCAUCUGAUGCAGCACUCCAUCACUCUCCUUCUUGGUCAAAUAGCCCUUACACAGCCUGGAGGUGUGUUGGGUCAUUGUCCUGUUGAAUAGUCCCACUAAGCGCAAACCAGAUGGGAUGGCGUAUCGUUGCAGAAUGCUGUGGUAGCCAUGCUGGUUAAGUGUGCCUUGAAUUCUAAAUAAAUCACAGACAGUGUCACCAGCAAAGCACCCCCACACCAUCACACCUCCUCAUCCAUGCUUCACGGUGGGAACCACACAUGCGGAAAUCAUCCGUUCACCUACUCUGCGUCUCACAAAGACACGGUGGUUGGAACCAAAAAUCUCUAAUCUGGACUCAUCAGACCAAAGGACAGAUUUCCACCGGUCUAAUGUCCAUUGCUCGUGUUUCUUGGCCCAAGCAAGUCUCUUCUUCUUAUUGGUGUCCUUUAGUAGUGGUUUCUUUGCAGCAAUUUGACCAUGAAGGCCUGAUUCACGCAGUCUCCUCUGAACAGUUGAUGUUGAGAUGUGUCUGUUACUUGAACUCUGUGAAGCAUUUAUUUGGGCUGCAAUUUAUGAGACUGGUAACUCUAAUGAACUUGUCCUCUGCAGCAGAAGUAACUCUGGGUCUUCCUUUCCUGUGGCGGUCCUCAUGAGAGCCAGUUGCAUCAUAGCGCUCGAUGGUUUUUGCGACUGCACUUGAAGAAACUUUCAAAGUUCUUGAAGUUCUCCGGAUUGACUGACCUUCAUGUCUUAAAGUAAUAACGGACUGUCGUUUCUCUUUGCUUAUUUGAGCGGUCCUUGCAAUAAUAUGGACUUGGUCUUUUACCAAAUAGGGCUAUCUUCUAUAUAGCGUCUGCUAAAUGGCAUAUUAUUAUUAUUAUUAUUAUUAUUAUAUACCACCCCUACCUUGUCACAACACAACUGAUUGGCUCAAAUGCAUUAAGAAGGAAAGAAAUUGUCACGAUCGCCAAUAAAGUAGGACCAAAGCGCAGCGUUGGGAGUGAACAUGAUGACUUUAAUGUGAAAUAACGACAAAACAAAACACGAUCCGUAACGUCCUCAGUACACCGACUGAACAUAGAACAAAAACCCACAACUAACACAAGAAAACCUACAUCUUAAAUAUGGCUCCCAAUCAGAGAUAACGAGCCGACAGCUGACACUCGUUACCUCCGAUUGGGAGUCAUUGAAUACAAACAAGGAAACACAACCACAACCUAGAAAUAGACACAACAGAACUCCCCACCUAGAAAUAAACGUGACAGACAUGCAACCAUAAAACAUCACCCAAAACCCAACAAAACAACAUACACCCUGGCUCAAAUACACAAGUCCUGGAGCCAGAGUGUGACAGUACCCCCCCCUAAAGGUGCGAACUCCGGGCGCACCAGCAUACAGUCUAGGGGAGGGUCUGGGUGGGCGUCUGUCCACGGUGGCGGUUCUGCCCCUGGUCGUGGUCCCCAUCCCACCUUAGUCACCACCCGCUUCCCUAGCCUCCUCCACAUUACCACCCCCCAACUACACCCCACUGGGUUAAGGGGCGGCACCGGACUAAGGGGCAGCACCGGACUACGGGGAAGUACCGGACUAAGGGGCAGUACCGGACUAAGGGGCAGUACCAGGCUGAAUGGCGGAUACUGGCUGGACGGCUCUGGUGGCUCCUGGCUGGUCGGCUCUGGCGGAUCCUGGCUGGACGGCUCUGGCGGAUCCCGGCUGGACGGCUCUGGCGGAUCCCGGCUGGACGGCUCUGGCGGAUCCCGGCUGGACGGCUCUGGCGGAUCCCGGCUGGACGGCUCUGGCGGAUCCUGGCUGGACGGCUCUGGCGGAUCCUGGCUGGACGGCUCAUGGCUGGCUGAUGGAUCUGGCUGCUCAUGGCUGGCUGACGGAUCUGGCUGCUCAUGGCUGGCUGACGGAUCUGGCUGCUCAUGGCUGGCUGACGGAUCUGGCUGCUCAUGGCCGGCUGACGGAUCUGGCUGCUCAUGGCUGGACGGCUCUGGCGGAUCCUGGCUGGCGGAAGGCUCUGGCUGAUCCUGUCUGGCAGAAGGCUCUGGCUGAUCCUGUCUGGCGGAAGGCUCUGGCUGAUCCCGUCUGGCGGAAGGCUCUGGCUGAUCCCGUCUGGCGGAAGGCUCUGGCUGAUCCUGUCUGGCGGACGGCUCUGGCUGGACAGGGCUGACGACGCACCCCGUAGGCUCGGGGCGUUGAGCAGGGACAGGCAGAACCGCACUGGGGACACACACCCCUGGCCCUACACGGGGAUCAGGAACGGGCCGGACCGGACUGGAAACACCCCCCAGUACCUCUCGCCGUGCCUCCACACUUUCCAUCCCCUUCGUAACCAGUGGCCCCCUUAAACUGGCGGCCAUAUCUGCCAACCUCUUGCACUCCUCCGGGCCGUACACCUUCUGCCCCGACGUCGUGAGCCCCCCCCUAAAAAUUUUCUGGGGGUCUCUCCUCUCGGUGGACCAGGCCUCCAUAGUCCUCUCCCAACCUUCACUCUUCUGGCUCCACCACCCGUUAUCCAACUGCUGCUUGGUCUCGUUGUGGUGGGUUUUUCUGUCACGAUCGCCAAUAAAGUAGGACCAAAGCGCAGCGUUGGGAGUGAACAUGAUGACUUUAAUGUGAAAUAACGACAAAACAAAACACGAUCCGUAACGUCCUCAGUACACCGACUGAACAUAGAACAAAAACCCACAACUAACACAAGAAAACCUACAUCUUAAAUAUGGCUCCCAAUCAGAGAUAACGAGCCGACAGCUGACACUCGUUACCUCCGAUUGGGAGUCAUUGAAUACAAACAAGGAAACACAACCACAACCUAGAAAUAGACACAACAGAACUCCCCACCUAGAAAUAAACGUGACAGACAUGCAACCAUAAAACAUCACCCAAAACCCAACAAAACAACAUACACCCUGGCUCAAAUACACAAGUCCUGGAGCCAGAGUGUGACAGAAAUUCCACAAAUUAACUUUUAACAAGGCACACCUGUUAAUUGAAAUGCAUUCCAGGUGACUACCUCAUGAAGCUGGUUGAGAGAAUGCCAAGAGUGUGCAAAGCUGUCAUCAAGGCAAAGGGUGGCUACUUUGAAGAAUCUCAAAUAUAACAUAUGUUUUGAUUUGUUUGACACUUUUUUGGUUACUACAUGAUUCCAUAUGUGUUAUUUCAUAGUUUUGUCUUCACUAUUAUUCUACAAUGUAGAAAAUAGUAAAAAUAAAGAAAAACCCUGACUGGUACUGUACUUUAAUACACAUAAGUGAAUUUGUCCCAAUACUUUUGGUCUCCUAAACUGGGGGGACUAUGUACAAAAAGUGCUGUAAUUUCUAAACGGUUCACCCGAUAUGGAUGGAAAUACCCUCAAAUUAAAGCUGACAGUCUGCACUUUAACCUCAUAGUCACUGUAUCAUUUCAAAUCCAAAGUGCUGAAGUACAGAGCCAAAACAACAAAAUUGUCACUGUCCCCAAACUUUUGGAGCUCACUGUCGCUCAGUAUCUGUGUUAUUAAUUUGAUACAGUCUUUUUUGCUAAACUUUAUCAAUGGUGCCAAUCAUUUCGGAUGUGACUGUAUAUUAUGUUUGUGGCUACCACUCUACAUUUCUAACAAUCCCUCUCCCCCCCAGAACCCGCCAGGCAUCAUGAGCGUGCUGGAUGAUGUGUGUGCCACCAUGCAUGCCAAGGGUGAGGGGGCAGACGGCACCCUGCUCCAGAAGCUCUCUGCGGCGGUGGGCACACACGAACACUUUAACAGCUGGAACUCUGGCUUCGUCAUCCACCACUACGCAGGCAAGGUGAGUACCAGGAGAAGACAAGAGUUCUAAACUCAAAACUGAUUUAAGUAAACACUUCAUGUGGGUAGAUGUGGGUGAGGUGUGAAGGUUGGUGUGGAUUUUAAGGUUGACACAUUAUGUAUUAUCUGUCACCUCAGGUCUCCUACGAAAUAAACGGCUUCUGUGAGAGAAACCGGGAUGUGCUUUUUACUGACCUUAUUGAACUCAUGCAGAGCAGCGAACAGUAUGUAUACCUCCAUCUUUACCUUAACAGACAGAUCCCAGUAAGCAAAACCUAUUUGACGUCAGGUUCAUUUUAUGUGCUGAACGAAAGGUGAAAAUACAUAUUUUAUUCACGUCGAAAGUACAAUUUAUGGACGUCGAAAAUACAUAUUUUCCGGACAUUGAAAACACAUUAUCUGCACGUUGAAAAUACAUAUUUUCCAGACGUUAAAAAUAUGUAUUUUUCUGACGUUGAAAUCAGGUGCAUUUUAGGUGCUGAAUGAAAGAUGAAAACAACGUAUUUUCUGGAUGUCAAAAAGACAUAUUUUCCAGACGUUGAAAAUACAACAUUUUUUGGUCAUUGAUUCUAUGGCCAAAUUUCAACUGCUCAUACAUUCUCAAUGACAUAAGCAUUAUAUCACAUUAAUAAUUUUAGGAAUAUAGGAAAGAGGAGCCAACUGAAGAUUGCAACUUCUUCUCCCAAGUGGCGCAGUGGUCUAAGGCACUGCAUCGCAGUGCUAGCUGUGCCACUAGAGAUCCUGGUUCGAAUCCAGGCUCUGUCAUAGCCGGCCGCGACCAGGAGACCCAUGGGGCGGCGCACAAUUGGCCCAGCGUCGUCCAGGGUAGGGGAGGGAAUGGCCGGCAGGGAUGUAGCUCGGUUGGUAGAGCAUGGCGUUUGCAACGCCAGGGUUGUGGGUUCGAUUUCCAUGGGGGGCCAGUAUGAAAAGUAAAAAAAGUAUGUAUGCACUCACUAACUGUAAGUUGCUCUGGAUAAGAGCAUCUGCUAAAUGACUAAAAUGUUAAUGUAACAGAAUAUUUAUUAUUGCUCCCUAAUGACGGGAUGAUUGAUACCGGAGCUCCGACACAGUUUUCGAAGCACUACUGAUGUUACACUACCAUCUGACAAGUGUCGGAACUCAGAACUGAGAGUGCCGAACUUUGCUGGAAGCUUUUAGUUUUUAUCUAGCUAGAUAUUUGAUAUUUGCAUUGUUUGCUCUAUAACAUUUAACAUUUUAGUCAUUUAGCAGAUGCUCUUAUCCAGAGCGACUUACAGUUAGUGAGUGCAUACAUUUUUAUUUUUCAUACUGGUCCCCCGUGGGAAACGAACCCACAACCCUGGAGUUGCAAACGCCAUGCUCUACCAACUGAGCUACACGGGACUACAACCCAUUCGUUCAUACGCCACAGUGAUAUACAAUAACGCCGUGACAACAAAAAGACAACAGUCACACAGUGGCGGAAUAAAUUCAACUACACAUACGUUUGUUUAAUCACAAAACCGGAGAGCAACAUCUGUCCGGUAAAGUCCACAAAGCAAAUAUUGCAUGUAACAGACAGUUAUAUGACCUGCAGUAUGGUCAAGCAAGUUCAUGUUUUUGACAGUUUACUACUGAUUUAGAACCACAGAGUUACCGCAAGUCAGCACAAAGACAACAGGAGCACCGCCUCCACUAUUCCAGCACCAUUUCAACUUAAACAUCAUCAAAUCAACAAGGCUUAGUUUAAUACACUGAAAACAAACUUAAAGAUACCAAAAACAAUUUAGUCCCAAUCGAUGUUGCUAAAUAUCAUGUGGCUGUCCAUGGCACUGAUUUCUGUGUGUUUGUGUGUGUGCUUGCUCACGCAAGUGGAAAAACAAAAAGUUGAACCCCAAUGCCAUCCUCCUCUCUUUCAUGUUGGCAAAAAGGUCUAUGGCUCUGUCAUUCAGUACACUUUUAGUUUUUGUUUUCAUAGGCUACCUAGCUAAAAUGCUUGCAAGCCUAACUUAAUGUGAAAAGCAAUUCAAUAUGGUCCUCAAUCUUGUCCCCAUAGUGCCUUCAUCCGCAGCCUCUUCCCUGAAAACCUCAACACAGACAAGAAGAGCAGGCCCACCACUGCUAGCUCUAAGAUCAAGGUAACAGUCCCCACUCUACUACCAGCACUAUGGUUCAGUGGUUGAGUUUGAGGUUAUUAGUACGUGGUGGUACAUCCCUCUCUUAUGUUCUCUCUGCAGAAACAAGCCAAUGAUCUGGUGAACACGUUAAUGAAGUGCACCCCCCACUAUAUCCGAUGUAUCAAACCCAACGAGACUAAGAGACCCAAGGACUGGGAAGAGAGUCGGUGUGUCCCUAUAACACCCCCUAACAGACAUCAUAUACAAUAGCAGAACAUUUAGGGAAUUCAGCAGGGAGCUAUAAUGCUCUAGUUUGGAACAUUAGAACAUAGAGGAUAUUGAACCUGUGUGUGUGUGUGUGUGUGUGUGUGUGUGUGUGUGUGUGUGUGUGUGUGUGUGUGUGUGUGUGUGUGUGUGUGUGUGUAUUUAGGGCCAAGCACCAGGUGGAGUACCUUGGGCUGCGGGAGAAUAUCCGUGUACGUCGAGCCGGCUACGCCUACCGCAGAGUCUUCAAUAAGUUCCUACAGAGGUGAGUCUUACUUACUCUUAGGUGUGUGUCCUUCAGUGUCUGCUGGGUGUCCUUCAGUGUCUGCUGGGUGUCCUUCAGUGUCUGCUGGGUGUCCUCUCAGUGUCUGCUGGGUGUCCUUCAGUGUCUGCUGGGUGUCCUUCAUUGUCUGCUGGGUGUCCUUCAAUGUCUGCUGGGUGUCCUUCAGUGUCUGCUGGGUGUCCUCUCAGUAUGUGUGGGGGGAUGGAGGGUGUACUGUAUGCUCUACCCAGUGCCUGACUCACUGUGUUUGGCCUGCAGGUAUGCCAUCCUGACGGCGGAGACGUGGCCGUGCUGGCGGGGGGGAGAGCAGCAAGGGGUCCUGCAUCUCCUCCGCUCUGUCAACAUGGACACAGACCAGUACCAGAUGGGACGCUCCAAGGUCUUCGUCAAGGCCCCAGAGUCGGUAGGGACCAACAUAGUUCUCCCUGGGAAAAGUGCUGUUUCUCAAUGGGACUUCCCGGUUUAAGGGUGAAUACAUGAACUGUAUUAAAAGGUGUGAGGUAUUCAUCUAUACACUGCAAAGUAAUGUAUUUGAAGCCCCUUACACUUCAGUGUUGUGAUGCAAAAAUUCUAGCAAAAUGUAUAGCGCAUAGAAUUAAAAAGGUAUUGUCGGAUAUUAUUCAUUCUAAUCAGACAGGUUUUUUACAUGGAAGAUACAUUGGAUAUAAUAUAAGGCAAGUAUUGGAAACAAUAGAACACUAUGGAAAAUAUGGGAAAUUCAUAUUCAUAGCAGACUUCGAAAAGGCAUUUGAUAAAGUUCGACUGGGGUUUAUAUAUAAAUGCCUGGAUCAUUUCAAUUUUGGAGAAUCUCUUAUAAAAUGGGUCAAUAUCAUGUAUAGUAACCCUAGGUGUAAAAUAGUAAAUAAUGGCUAUUUCUCAGAAAGUUUUAAACUGUCAAGAGGAGUGAAACAAGGUUGUCCACUAUCGGCAUAUCUAUUGUGGCCAUCGAGAUGUUAGCUAUUAAAAUCAGAUCCAAUAAUAAUAUCAGAGGAUUAGAAAUCCAGGGCUUAAAAACAAAGGUGUCAUUGUACGCUGAUGAUUCAUGUUUUCUUUUAAAUCCACAAAUAGAAUCCCUCCACAGCCUCAUAGAGGAUCUAGAUACAUUUUCUAACCUCUCUGGAUUACAACCAAAUUAUGACAAAUGUACUAUAUUAUGUAUUGGAUCACUAAAAAAUACAAUUUUUACAUUACCAUGUAGUUUACCAAUAAAAUGUACUCGGAAUACAUAUCCCAAAGGAAAUAAAUGAUCUCACUUCAAUACAUUUUAAUAGAAAGUUAGCAAAAAUAGAUAAGAUCUUACUACCAUGGAAAGGAAAAUACCUGUCAAUUUGUGGAAAAAUCACCCUGAUUAACUCUUUAGUAUUAUCCCAGUUCACCUAUUUGUUUAUGGUCUUGCCUACGCCUAGAGAACAGUUUUUUAAAUUAUAUGAGAAAAAAAUAUUCAAUUUUAUUUGGAACGGCAAGCCAGACAAAAUUAAAAGGGCAUAUUUAUAUAAUGAAUAUGAAUUCGGAGGACAGAAAUGAUUAAAUAUUAAAGCAUUAGACCUAUCACUAAAAGCUUCAGUCAUACAAAAGUUAUACUUAAAUCCGAACUGGUUCUCAAGCAAAUUAGUAAGAUUGUCUCACCCAAUGUUCAAGAAAGGCCUUUUCCCCUUUAUUCAGAUUACAACAACUCAUUUGCAGUUAUUUGAAAAGGAAAUCAUCUCCCAAAUAUCACUAUUUCUAAAACAAGCCAUAGAAAGUUGGUUGCAAUUUCAAUUUAAUCCUCCAGAAACGACAGAACAAAUAAUGCAACAAAUAUUGUGGUUAAAUUCAAAUAUACUAAUUGACAAAAAACCUUUAUUUUUUGACAGAAUGUUUAAAAAAGGUAUAAUCUUCGUAAAUGAUAUCAUCGGUAGGACUGGUGGAGUUAUGUCGCACAUGCAGCUAACAAAAACAUAUGGAAAUGUCUGCUCUACCCAAAAUUACAACCAAAUAAUUGCAGCCUUACCGCAAAAGUGGAAGAGGAAAGUGGAAGGGGGAGAAAGUAAGGAACUUGUCUGUCGGCCUUGCAUUAAAGAACAUAAAACUGUGAUAAAUAAAAAAGUAUAUCAGUUUCACUUAAGGACCAAAGGAUUGACAGCCGUCCCAUAUAGAUCGCAAAAUAGUUGGGAAGAGAUUUUUGACGUACCGAUCCCAUGGCAUAGUGUUUAUGAACUGACACGCAAAACGACACUGGAUUCAAAAAUUAGAAUCUUUUAAUUUAAAUUAUUAUAUAAAAUUCUUGCUACCAAUAGAAUGUUAUUUAUAUGGGGGAUACAAUCUUCCCAGCUCUGCAGAUUUUGCUGUGAAGAGACAGAAUCAUUAGAUCAUUUGUUUUGGUUCUGUCCAUUUGUAGCUUGUUUUUGGACACAGGUCCAGGAAUGGCUAAAGGAUUGCAAUAUUUACCUGGAGCUAACCUUGCAGAUAGCAUUACUGGGUGAUCUGAAAAGUCAUAGUCAAUCGAUCAAUAAUAUAAUAAUACUUUUAGCAAAAAUGUUUAUUUUUAAUUCACAAUCUGUAGAAGCAAUGAGAAUAGAAAGGUUUAGAGACAAUCCCCCAAAACAUUUAGGGGGGGGGCUCACGCCGUGGACGACGAGGCAGCAGGAGGCCGCGAUAGAGCGGUUCCGCUGUUUAGCAGAGGAGGCCACCAGAUUAGGGGGGUCAUUGGUUCAGAGGGAGCAGAAGGAAAGUGUAGAGGCACGGCGAGAGGAGCUGGUUAGGCAGCAGAAGGAGCGGGGGUUAAUGAAGGAACCCAGUCCCGCUCCUCGCACCAAUCAAGUGGUGCGUGUCGCCAGUCCGGUCCGGCCCGUUCCCGCUUCCCGCACUAAGCCAGUGGUGUGUGUUCCCAGUACGGUUCGGCCCGUUCCUGUCCCUCGCACCAAGUCAGUGUUGCGCGUCGCCAGCCAGGUCCGGCCCGUUCCUACUCCCCGCACCAAGCCAGUGGUGCGUGUGUCCAGUCCGGCACGGCCCGUGCCUGUUCCACCGGUGCCUGGUCCGGCACCGGUCAGCUGCUCCACUCCGGAGCCAGAGCAAUCCGCUCCACCGGGGUCCAGCUCCGGUCAGCGGCUCCACUCCGGAGCCAGAGCAGUCCGCUCCACCGGUGCCUGAUCCAGCUCCGGUCAGCGGCUCCACUCCGGAGCCAGAGCAGUUCGAUCCACCGUCGUCGGGUCCAGCUCCAGUCAGCGGUUCCAGACCAGACCAGGGGCGCAACAGGGAGGCGGAUAAUAGGUGGUGGUCACGCCCGGAGCCGGCCCACCCGGCCCCUACCCUGUUAUGUUUAGGUUGCUCGGUCGGAGUCCGCACCUUUGGGGGGGGGGGGGGGGGGGGGGGGGGGGGGGUACUGUCACGCCCUGGCUCUGGGGACUCUUAAAUGUUGAGCCAGGGUGUGUAGUUUCUAUGUUGUGUUUUCUAUGUUUAGUUUCUAGAUCGUUUAGAUCUAUGUUGGCCAGGGUGGUUCCCAAUCAGAGGCAGCUGUAGCUCGUUGUCUCUGAUUGGGGACCAUACUUAGGUAGCCUGUUGGCACUAGUGGGUUGUGGGAUCUUGUUCCGUGUAAGGUAUGUUGUUUGUAUGCUACCUUGGACUUCACGUUUUGUUUGUUGUUUUGUUGUGUGUUUAGCUGUAAAUAAAUAUGAAUGCAUAUCACGCUGCGCCUUGGUCCUUCUCGUCCGUAAACGAUCGUGACAGGAUGAGACUAAUAACAAAUAAGAACAAAUAAUAACAAAGAUCGCUAAUAAUGUAAGCAUACUGUGUCCAUAACAAGUAGAUAGGUUGUAUGUUGGGAGCUUUUGGAAAAGAGCACAGUUAGAAAGAUAUGGCAUAUAGAAGCAAACCGGAUGGACAUCAUGAAAAUGAUCGGAGAGGUUGAGAGUAGAAGAAGUUCAGGAGCAAAAAAAUAAUAAUAUAUAUAUAUAAUAGAAUUAUUGUAAAAUUAACUGUGUCCAUAAGGUGUAGAUCAGGGGUGUCAAACGUCCGGCCUGCGGUGCCGGAUCAGGCCCGCAAACGGGUUUAAUCCGGCCCGCGAGAUGAUAAAAAAAAAAAAAAAAAAAAAAAAAAAAGGUCAAGUAUAAAAAUGCACUGCAAUUUUUCUAUUAAAUAAACUGCUGUUCCAAUUGCGUCCACUGGAUGGCGCAAUAGCAAUUGUGUUAAGCAAGCAAACUGUUUAUACCGGGGCAGAGCAAGUAGGUCAAGCACGUGCAGCCAAUGAGCUACUUUGUUUUGCCCGCGAUAUUUAUUACCAUCGCCACUAUGUGAGUCUUCAUGCCGACAAAUAUGACAACUUUCAAGGACAGCGGAGAAGAGAGAAGGUGAAUGAACUGUUGGUGGGUCUGAAGAAACAGCAGUCUGUGUUUACUCACAGCCGAGACAUCAGUGACGCUGCAGUGAAAGCUAGCUACCUCAUUGCUAAUGAAAUCGCAGUGGCUUCAAAACCAUUUAUUGAGGGUGAAUUUGUAAAAACAUGCAUGAUGAAGGCAGCGGAGAUUGUGUGCCCUGAAAAGCGGCAGGCUUUUGCAAAUAUCAGCCUGACAAGAAACAUCUUUCAGUGGAUCUUUCAGUGGAUUUGGACAGCCUGUUGAAGCAAAAAGUAAAGUCAUUUAUUGCGUUUUCGGUUGCAAUUGAUGAAAGCACGGACAUUACAGAUGUUGCACAACUGGCCAUUUUCAUCCGCGGAGUUGAUGACACAUUGACCGUCACCGAGGAGUUCGUGGAGUUGGUGCCGAUGACAGAUACAACGACAGCAGCUGAUAUUUUUACCGCACUCGUCGGCGCGCUGGACAGGGUCGGAGUGGACUGGUCCUGCGCUGUCAGCCUGGCUACAGAUGAUGCGCCCUCAAUGAUCGGGAAAAAAGCAGGCGUUGUGACAAAGUUCAGAGAGAAAGUGCAAUCUGCAAAUGGAGGAUGUGAUUUUUUUACUUUUCAUUGUAUUUUGCACCAGGAGGCUUUGUGUUGCAAGUCAUUAAAGAUGGAUAACGUCAUGAAGGUGGUCAUCCAAACUGUUAAUUUCAUCCUAUCCAGAAGCCUGAAUCACUGUCAGUUUGACAGCCUUCUCAGAGAGAAAGACCACAUCUAUGGCCUGCCAUACCACACUGAGGUAAGAUGGUUAAGCCGAGGUGCUGUGCUGAGGCGUUUCUUUGAUUUACGAGAAGAAAUUGAACAGUUCAUGGAAGAAAAGGGCAAACCAGUGUUAGAAUUUCAUUCCGCAGAAUGGAUGCAGGACCUUGCAUUUAUGGUAGAUGUUACAGAGCACCUGAAUAACUUGAACAAACAGCUGCAAGGGCGCAACAAAGUUGUCACGCAGUAUUAUGACAGCAUACGUUCUUUCAAGUUGAAGCUGUCAUUGUGGGAGACGCAACUUGCCGGUGGUGAUGCAGCUCACUUCCCCUGUCUGAAAAAUGUGUGCGCGACCCAACAUGUGGCAGACAUAUAUGGCCAAUAUACCACGGAUAAGGGCUGUUCUUAUGCGCAACGCAGAGUGCCUGGAUACGGCCCUUGGCUGUGGUAUGUUGUCCAUAUACCACAAACCCCGAGGUGCCUUAUUGCUAUUCUAAACUAGUUACCAACUUAAUUAGAGCAGUAACAAGAAAGGUGGCGUCACUCCUACGCGACGCUCGUCCCUCAACAGGGACCAGUGCAGGCGGAAUCGUCGCUCUAUCUGACGUAAGACUGCCAUGUAAUGUUAAUGGGGUGCUAUCAUGGCUGCCAUAUUUUCUAGUGUCAUGUAAAUCAUCAUAAUGCAGGAACCUCAAUGUCCCGACUCUCUAAAUACAUGGCUCUCUGUGUGUCAUGACUCCCGAGUGGCGCAGUGGUCUAAGGCACUGCAUCGCAGUGCUAGCUGUGCCACUAGAGAUCCUGGUUCGUGUCCAGGCUCUGUCGCAGCCGGCCACGACCGGGAGACCCAUGGGCGGCGCACAAUUGGUCCAGCGUCGUCCGAGGUAGGGGAGGGUUUGGCCGGCAGGGAUGUGGGUUCGUUUCCCACGGGGGGCCAGUAUAAAAAAACAAAAAAAAACAUGUAUGCAUUCACUAACUGUAAGUCGCUCUGGAUAAGAGCGUCUGCUAAAUGACUAAAAUGUAAUGUAAAUGUAUGAAGCGGUUCAAAGAUAAAAUAACGGGACUGUUACGGGAGUUUGAGCAACGCUUUCAGAUUUAUGUUUAUAUGUUUUUAUGUUGAUGUGCUAUUGUUUUUAAUUGAUUUUAUUUCAUUUGUAUAUUUAACCUAUUCUUGACUCUGUGGUUCUUGCACUUGUUUGUGGAACAGGAUUUCAUUAUUUUUAUCUACAUUUCUGCCUGAGAAAUGACACCCUGAUAUAGUUCUGUGAUCUGUGAUAUACUUCUGUGAAUCACUGAGGCAUUGUGUGUUUGUGUGUUCUUUGUCCUCAGAACUUUCAUAUAACUUGAGGUGUUUUAUGAUUAAUAGUGAUGUUGUGCUUUUGGACACUGUCCUCAGGCUCCAGCUUUAUGUUUAUAUGUUUUUAUGUUGAUGUGCUAUUGUUUUUAAUUGAUUUUAUUUUAUUUGUAUAUUUAACCUAUUCUUGACUCUGUGGUUCUUGCACUUGUUUGGGGAACAGGAUUUCAUUCUUUUUAUCUACAUUUCUGCCUGAGAAAUGACACCCUGAUAUAGUUCUGUGAUCUGUGAAACAGUUCUGUUAAUCACUGAGGCAUUGUGUGUUUGUGUGUUCUUUGUCCUCAGAACUUUCAAAUAACUUGAGGUGUUUUAUGAUUAAUAGUGAUGUUGUGCUUUUGGACACUGUCCUCAGGCUCCAGCUUUAUGUUUAUAUGUUUUUAUGUUGAUGUGCUAUUGUUUUUAAUUUAUUUUAUUUUAUUUGUAUAUUUAACCUAUUCUUGACUCUGUGGUUCUUGCACUUGUUUGGGGAACAGGAUUUUAUUAUUUUUAUCUACAUUUCUGCCUGAGAAAUGACACACUGAUAUAGUUCUGUGAUCUGUGAAACAGUUCUGUUAAUCACUGAGGCAUUGUGUGUUUGUGUGUUCUUUUUCUUUAGAAUUUUCAAAUAAACUUGACGUGUUUUAUGAUUAAUAGUGAUGUUGUGCUUGUACUAUUUUGGACACACUGUCCUCAGGCUCCAGCUUUAUGUUGUAUGUUGAUCGUAUUAAAACAAAGAAAACAAUCUGAAGUUGUUGUUUUUAAGUUAUAUAUACCAUGAUUUUUCCGGUCCGGCCCACUUGGGAAUAGAUUUUCCUCCAUGUGGCCCCUGAGCUAAAAUGAGUUUGACACCCCUGGUGUAGAUAGUAAGUAUAGGCCGGAAGUAGAGGCCUGGGCAUUGUUGUUCACUAAUUUACUCCAAGUAGGGAAAGGAUGGCGGGGUUGAAAAGUAAUAAAGGGGAGUAUAUAUAUAAAAAACAUGGGGGAUUGGAAGUGAUGCAGACAAUUACAUUGAUAGAAGAUACAAUCUAUCUGCAAUUUUAAGCUGAUCCAUCCCCCAGAAAAAAAAAGUAAUGUAUUUGAUCUAAGCAUUCCCUCUCCCCUCUCCCCUCCGUCUCCUCUAGCUCUUCCUAUUGGAGGAGAUGAGGGAGAGGAAAUUCGACACGUUCGCCAGGACCAUCCAGAAGGCCUGGAGGAAGUACAUCGCCAGGCGGAAAUAUGAACAGAUGAGGGAGGAUGGUGAGUGUGUCAAUGAUCCUGGAGAGGUGUGUGGGGAUGGAACAAGAAAGAAAAAUGAUUAUACAUAAAUGAUACAGCAAUGAAUAUGCCCUCAGAGGGUCUUCCUUAACAUUCCCAGGAACUCUCUCUCCUAUGUUGUCCCCAGCCUCAGACAUCCUGUACAACUCUAAGGAGCGGAGGAGGAACAGCAUCAACAGGAACUUUGUAGGAGACUACCUGGGACUGGAGCAGAGGCCUGAGCUCAGACAGUUCCUGGCCAAGAGGGAGCGAAUUGACUUCGCAGAUUCUGUCAACAAGUUUGACCGCAGGUUCAAGGUGCGCAUACCCCUUCCUCCCCCACAGAGCGCUGAGGAAAACAGAGCCAAUGUCUGGGUUAACAGCACAGCAUGGGGUUAACGUCUUCCUUCUUCCAUUUAUAUCCACUUACUCUCUCUCAUUCUCUCCCCCUCCUAUUCUCUCUCUCCAGUCCAUCAAGAGGGACCUGAUUCUGUCUCCCAAGGGCAUCUACCUGAUAGGCAGAGAGAAGGUGAAGAAGGGGCCAGAGAAGGGACAGAUAAAGGAGGUGUUAAAACGGAAGCUGGAGUUUGAGAGUAUCCACUCUGUCUCUCUCAGGUAAAGGAUUUUUCUCACUGCUAAACUUAGAAUAGCGUAUAACAGUGCAGUGUGAUGUAAUUUACAGGCAGUGUCAUUGGGAGUUUUUGUGGUUAAAGUGGUUAAUGAUAAACAGGAACUGAUAACACAGGAUCUGUUAAAACUCCCUUUGUGCUAUUAUAUCACCCUACUGUGUGGGUGUGACACUUCUUUUUGUCUUCUACCAAAGCCAAUCCCUUAAAACUCUCCAUUUAUAUAUUUCUCCCACUCUCUGUAGUAUGAGACAGGAUGAUUUCUUCAUCGUGCAUGAGACUCAGUAUGACAGUCUGCUGGAGUCCAACUUCAAGACUGAGUUCCUCAGCCUGCUCUGUAAGCGCUAUGAAGAGGUGACCAAGAACAAGCUGCCUCUCUCCUUCAAUGACAGGUAUUACUACACACAUACUGGAUAGCGACAUCCUUGCUAUAUGACUCCAUAGUUUAGUGGAUUGGAUUAACUUUGGAUAAAAGCAUCUAGUAAAAUGACUAUAUCAUUCAUGUCCGCUGUUGUGGCUCUCUGUAGGCUGGAGUUUAGGGUGAAGAAGGAGGGCUGGGGCGGAGGGGGCACCCGUGUUGUGGUGUUCCAGAAGGGACAGGGGGACCUGGCAGAGAUCAGACCAGCUGGAAAGACCCUCACCAUCACCGUGGGAGACGGCCUGCCCAAGACCUCCAGUGAGUAACAGGAAGAGAGAGAAGCACAUACAGAAGGAGAAAAGAGAGAGACAUACUGUAGAUACAGAUGGACAUGUAGAUCUAUAGAAUACUAAGGCUGACUUGGUAUAACCUAUCCUAUUCAUCUUAAUAUGUCAUCCUUUGAAACUCUCCAUGUUUAUUUUGUCAGAGCCCACCAAGAAGGGAGCGCUACAGAUCCGUGCAGGCGGCAGGAGUCAGCCUCCCAGCAGAGGUAAACUCAUUAUUCUGUUCAGCCAUGUUCCUACGUCAUCAGCAAGCCUCACUCCAUGAACAUGGACUUGUAUUUCUUACUAUGAACUGUGUACCACCACCAUGAUAAUUAUGUUGAGGUAUUAGUGUAUGAAUGGAUAUACUGUAUGUCUGUCUUGUGUUUACCUUGUAUCUCUGUUCCUCUUCUUUGACUAGGGUCCCAGAAUGGUGCACCCAGAGGUAGAGGUGCUCCACCGCCCCAGCAGUCAGAGCACACCUACACCUCCCAGAAACAGAAUCGCCCCCCCAGCGCUGCCCUCCCCAAACUGGGCUCCCAGAAUACCAGACGAGGCGCGGCCCAGACUCAGACUCAACAGGGGAACCUGGACUUCCUCAACGUGCCUGACCAGGGCGUGUCUGGGUGAGCUGAAUAAACUGAGCAUACAGUGGGAAUUCACAAAAAUAUACUAUCUGCAGUGAAGGAUAGAAGUUGAGCUCUCAUCUCUCUCUCCCUGUAUAUCUAGGAUAGAAGUUGAGCUCUCAUCUCUCUCUCUCUGUAUAUCUAGGAUAGAAGUUGAGCUCUCAUCUCUCUCUCCCUGUAUAUCUCAUCCCUUUCUAUCUCUCUUCAGAAUGCAGAGGAAGAGGAGUAUCAGCAGCCAGCGGCCGCCCCCGGCCCCGUCCAGCCGGCCCAAGGCCAAGCCCCGCCCCAUGGGCCCGCGUUGCCGGGCGUUGUACCAGUACGCUGGCCAGGACACAGACGAGCUCAGCUUCGACGUCAAUGAUGUCAUCGACCUGCUCAAUGAA